UGCGUUUCUGGUCACAUGUUUGAUAUUUGAUUUGCUCUCUCGUUCCGGCUUUCCCGCUUUUGCUAAAUUUGCUUUCUGAUUAUCGUUGAUGUAUACUAUAUUUAAUACAAAGAAUUAUGCUACGUCCAUUUUCUUCUUUUCUGUUCGCCGCAGGAGAGGGAGAGAAAUCGGGAGGACCUGAACCCGAGAAUGGAGGAGAGAAACAACCACCUAAAUCCGGUCAGGAUCCUUGUGAGUGCGUGGGGUCACUGAAAGCACAAUCACUCAAGCUGGAUGAGGCCUUGGAUUCCCUCAUCAGUGCCAUGGAAAGCCUGGAGGAAGCAGCUUCAGCUAACAAGGAUCCGGGACUUCCAAGAGUGUCAUCAACUGCGUUGGCCGUCGUCGAAUCCCUUAAUGGUGACGUAAACAAAACGGCCAAAGGCAUUGCAAAGUACUGGGGUAAAUUCUGCAGAUACUUGUAUCAUCACUAUUUCGCCUGGAGACACAGUUGCCAUGUGCUUCACCGCAAAAAGAGAGAUGUGGACAACGAAAUGGACACAACAGGGCCCACAGGUAUGGAACCAACAGGGCCAACAAGUAUGGGACCAGAGACCCCAGUAGGUAUGGAACCAGCAGGACCGCUAGGUAUGGGAGCAGAAGGACCACCAGGUAUGGAACCAAUGCCAGCGGGAGAGACGGGUAGCCCUCUUUGCAUGGCGGGCGACAUGGCAGGUAUUCUGGAGGAUAUAGCCGAAGAGAUCGAAAAGGGCACGGCGCUCACCGAGCAAGCUGUCAGUGACGCUGCUAUUUCCGCUGACGCUGUCUCAGGUAUUGGGGAAAUUAUUGACGCUUUGGAAGAACAUAAGAAGACGAAUAAGGACGUUAUGAAAGAACUUGAUGGACUCCCUUGCAAGGAUUAAGCCUCCUUCUGUUAUGGUGUUCACGCUGAAGUCUUCUUUGUUUUCUUCCAACCACAUGCUUUCAUAAUGAUACAAAACACAUCUUUAAGAUUUUCAUAGCUUAUUUCCUCAUUUUUUGUCAAAAGGUUUUGUAUCAGUGAUUCCUGUAGUACUUGUGUGAUGAAAGUUUUCGUUAAAGAUUAUAACUUUUAAUCUGUAAUCUGCUAAAGUUAAGAAAUUAAUAAAAUGUCCUGUUGUAAACGAAUGAUCUAAGAUUCUCUGGAAAUUUAUCAAUAUUUAUUUGACAACUUUUGAGAUAUUGAAUCAGAUUGAAUAAAUUCAGAUCUAAAUAUCUUUUGCUUCUUUAAUCAAACUUUUUACUGAAUCAUAUGAUUCACAAGAACCCGAAAUUACCUUUAUAACUAAUUGGUUCAUAAUCACAAUGCAUUAAGAUUAAGGAAGUCCGCGAAAUAGGCUACUGGGAUGUC
Macrobrachium nipponense is the source of this 1366-nucleotide messenger RNA. RefSeq lists its product as uncharacterized. Lineage: Eukaryota; Metazoa; Arthropoda; Malacostraca; Decapoda; Palaemonidae. The coding region runs from base 117 to 899 and encodes 260 amino acids. The record is from RefSeq and is a predicted model, not a curated record. The transcript has 3 exons.